This is a messenger RNA of Gallus gallus (chicken), 6911 nucleotides long. It is a transcript of the gene LACTBL1, whose product is annotated as lactamase beta like 1. The transcript has 8 exons. Lineage: Eukaryota; Metazoa; Chordata; Aves; Galliformes; Phasianidae. The coding region runs from base 2265 to 4055 and encodes 596 amino acids. The record is from RefSeq and is a predicted model, not a curated record.
GCCUCCAUGGGCUAUAGAGGAUACCUGCACUGCCACGCAUCACUUCCUCCAAGUAGGAUUUCUGGCCUCCUCUCUCCAUGUGGCAUUUUCUGCCUUCAAAUGUUUUCACAGAGGUAUUACCAGCUUCACAGCCAGGUUCAGCUGUUGGCAUGGGCUUUGGGCAUUGUGGAACCAGCUCAGGGCAAGCCCAAUGGACUACAGAAAACAACUUUGUAGCCCCUCACAACCAAAACCUCCAACCAAAGAUUCUUUGCAUAGAUCUGUACUGCAGUUCAAGAGCUGGAGAGGCCUAAAAAGCCUUUGGACAGCAGUUUGAUGUAAGUCAUUCCCUAAGAUCUGACUGCUCUCCUGGGUGCUUCCAGGUCAAAGCUAUUUAUGGACUGACCUUCGAAGCCUGGGGCCGUGUCAAUUUGUUGUAACAGGUACUCUGAAAGAAAAUCUUCUGUGAGCAGUCAAGUAUGUGCAGUGUACAUUUGAGAGGCCGCAGGAAGGAAAAUUGCUCUUUGCCAUUCUAGUUGCUGUUCUCGGGGUCAGAAGGAUGCUUUAAGAGAGCAGCCCAUGGCAGGGACUGCUCUAAGAAGCCACAAAAUGGAGGAUCCAGGACUAUGGCACAGGGUGAGACUGAUGAGAAGAGGAUGAGGUAAACGGGCAAGAAGGUUCCUGAGGUGUGAAAGGAAAUCCAUGCUCUAGGAAUGAGCAGCUACCGCAUACAGUCUUCCACGGCCCACAGGUCCAGUGGUUAGCUGGAAUGAGGGCAAAUCUGAAAGACAGGAUUUUCAGCAAGGACAGAGCAGGAACGAGCUUUUGUUUCUUGCAUUCUGCCUCCUUCUAAGGUUUCUUUAAGGGGAGAUCCUUGUCUCAGCCAGUGGUAGGCCACCCAGUUGCUUGUAGGGACUAAAAAAGCUUGAAAGACAAACUUAUGAAAUAUUUCUGCAUCAGGAAGCACUGCUGCUUUGUCAUGGCUAAAGGCACGCAGGUCCAUUUCUGUGUUGAGCAGAAGCACAAGGCCAAUGGUUCUCAGAGAGGGGCUCAAGAAAUACAGGAAUAGUGCGUGAAUUACUACAAAUCACAUUGAGAUGGAGAUUGCAAAAUGUUUUUGUUUUUGUUUUUUUUAAUGAUCUCCGGAGGGAAAAAUGAGAGUCAUAGAUUCAUAGAUGGCUGGGGUUGGAAGGGACCUCACUGAUCAUCCCAUUCCAACGUGUAACAUGUAAAGAGCAUGAAUUACCUACAUGUGUACUUUUCUUUGGCUUUGAUGGAAGAUCUCUGCACGUACUGUGAAGGACGCUGUGAGGAGGCUGAUAGAAGGGAGGGAUGGAAACAGGAGGCCCCAGGAACGGCAAUCAACAAAACAGUGCUGAGUUCCAUCCACUGCAAUUAGUGGGGACGGUUGUUUGCAGCCCUGACCAGCAAAGCUUGGGCAAAAUUCUGGGCCACAGGCACAGAGCUAUAUUGGUUCCACCUGCAUAUUUUGGGCACCAUCAAGAGUCUGGGCAGCCAUCAGACAUACUGAAAUAAGUCAUAGAAUAUCGCGAGUUGGAAGGGACCCUUAAGGAUCAUCAUAGAAUCAUAGAAUUGCUCAGUGUGGAAAAGACCAUAAAGAUCAUCGAGUCCAACCACAACAAUCCAUACUGCCCUAACUCUAACAACCCUCUGCUAAGUCAUGUCAAUUGGAUUUAACUCCAUGGAACACAACUCUUUGGCCCAGCCAUCCAGCCAGUGUUUCCCCAGAUCAAUCGAGUCCAACUCCUCUUGAAGCGACAGUAUUGAAGAGAAUAUCCUGAUAUCCUAUCAACAUCUGAAGAAAACAAUAGGGUGCCAGGACCCACGAGGUUAUUUCCAACAUGGAUUUAGUGCAUAAAUGGAGCAUGACUAUUCCUUCCUCUUCAGAGAGCAUUUAUAAUGUACUUUUACAUGAUAAUGGCAGCGCGUUUCUUACGGCAUUAAACUACUUCUCCCCACCCCUCCACCUCACUUUUCCAGCCCAGUUUUGCACUCUGCUGUGCAGCGUCAGCCCUGAAAUCACCAGUAAUGCUCCCUUUUGGUUGCAGCUCUGGACAGAUGCUGCAUUGCUUGAGGAGGGGUGAAGCACGGCCAAUAAAUAAUCUGUGCUCAGAGAGGCUGAUUGUUGGGAUUAGUGCUUCAGAUGUUCUUAACAUCUGCAACUCCAGGACAGUCCCAAAUUCAUCAGCACUGGAACCUGGAUGGCAGCAGCAAGGCUGAGGGUUUUGUGAGCAUUUUGUUUAUGGAGACAGACAGCAUGAGGGAUGAGAAGAGAAUUCUCAGCAGCCAUGGAGGGGUUACAGCUGCGGCAAGCAUCCAGCAGUCGAGGCCUCCUCAAGCUCUCUGUUAUGGAAGUGAAGUGGAUUCAUGUGUUGGUCAUCUUCUUCUUCCUGCUGUCUGUUGCUAUGACAGGGUGCUUCCUUUGGCAGUACAGCCUCCCCAAGGUGGAGCCCGACCCAUCUGUGAUGGAAGUAAGAUCAGAGUCUGUGCAGAUGUGCCCACGCUACCCUGAGCCAGUACCACUGGACCACCCAAUCCCCAUUUUGAAGGACGCAUUGGAGAAGGUAGACUUGAUGCUGCGCCAAAAGAUUCAUAACUCUGGUCUCCCUGCCAUGUCUGCCAUCGUUAUCUACAAUGACACUGUGCUCUGGACGGGCAACUUCGGAAAGAAGAAUGCUUCAGAUCCCUUCUCAGUGGUGCCCAAUGAGUACACAAUUUACAGAAUCGCCAGUGUCUCCAAGAUCUUUCCCACCCUUAUGCUGUACAAGAUGUGGGAGGAAGGGAAAGUCACAUCUCUGGAUGACCCUUUGGAACGUUACGCCCAGAACUUUGCUAUAAAAAACCCUUUGGGAAGGUUCAGGGAAUCAGAGCAGAGAUAUACAGCAGAUGGGCUGAUUUUUGUGGAAAAAGGUUCGAUACCACUUAAGCCAUCACCUGUUACCUUGCGCAGAAUGGCCAGCCAGCUCUCAGGUCUCCCCAGGAGGCUGCGAUCUACCAGCCUGCUGUGGAAGGGCAGCACACAAGAAGCUCUGGCCCUCCUGAAGGAUGAUGUCUUGGUGGCUGAUCCUGGAACCAGAUGCCACUACAGCAAUUUGGCCUUCUCACUGAUGGCACACGUGCUAGCUGACCAUGCAGCUGAUGGACAAUACCAGCGAUGGAUCUCAGAGAACAUCCUAGACCGCUUAGGCAUGGAGGACACUGGCUUUGACAUCACACCACCUAUCCGCUCCCAGAUGGCAGUGGGUUUCUAUAGCAGCCAGCAGCCAGCCCCUCUCUACGACCUCGGCUGGUACAGACCUUCUGGACAGAUGUACUCUACAGCUGCUGACCUUGCCAAGCUGGCAAUGGUCUUUUUAGGCACCUAUCACCGUCGUCUCUUAGAGCCUGACACAGUGAAGACAAUGCUGACACCUCUGUUUAAGUGCUCCACUGAAUACUUUGCCAACAAGACCGGCACACCGUGGGAGAUUAACGAGCAAUUGGGAUAUGAUGUCAUUAGGAAGGAUGGAGACCUUGAUGGCUAUUCAGCUACUUUCUCACUGAUCCCCAAGCUCCGUCUGAGCUUCAUUGUACUGAUGGCUGGGCCCAGGCCUCAGGGUGGAGAUCUUGUGACCCAGACAUACGAGUAUCUCAUUACUGCCAUGGAGACUGCGUUCAGAGAGGCGGAGAAAACAUUGACUCCUCCCCCAAGUCCAGUCCCUUUUGUUGGCUACUAUACCUAUUCCAACUUAACUUUCUAUGAGAUCAAAGUUGGACACGGUGGGGUGCUGGUCAUGCAGCAGUUUGGGCCUCAUGCUGAAGAGCUGAUCCCUGAGAAAUACCGGACAAUCAAGCUCCACCAUCUGGAAGAUCGUGUCUUCCAAGUUGUUUUUGACAAGGAGUUCCCAUGUGUUCUGCAUUUGGGCUCUGCCUCCAUCUCACUGGAGACCCAGAACGGGCAGCUCUUUAAUUUUUAUCCAUUUGAUCGCAAGGGUUUGUCUCCUGGCUUUGAUGCACCGGGGCUGAACACAUACAAUGUGGUGCGUGUACUUCGUAAACCUGUAUUCUAUAGCUAAAUGUCCCCUCUCCUUUUCUGACUGUUCCUGGGGGGUGGCUCCAAAUCUGCAUCUUUCCAGACUCCUUCUAUGUGGCUUUUUGGACGCCAUUAAUUGGGAAAUAUUGCAAAUGACUGUUAUUCCCAACAAAUAUAUCAUGUCUCACUUCUGAAAUUACUGCAGUGGCUCGCCAUCCCUGUCACUGCAUGGCAGAUUGGCUAGCAAUGGGGAUGCCUCCAGAAACAACAGGUAGAAAUGAGGUAAAUGAGUGGUGUUUGGAUGCCAUAAAAAAACAAACAGGUUUUAAGUCUUUACAAUUAAAAUGCCUGUAUAUUGACCAUUGUGGUGAUUGACUGGUACCAUCAAAGGGCUGGGAAAUCCCUGCGUCUCUUUCAGGGCUGUUGAUGAGCCCACCUCCCGUGACCAAGAUUUUUUCACUGGGUUUGCUCAGAAAUGGCACCAACGUGAUACCAGGCUCUGCUUGUGAUACCUGGGAAGUGGGAUUCCAUUUCUUUUCCAUCAAGUAAACUGUGAAGAGCCAGAAGCAGUAUGGUUUUAUCUUGGCUCCAUGGAUUUCUGCAAAAGCUGUGGUCACACUAUGGAUUUUGUAGCACUUAAUUGUAAAAGAUGACGCAUACUCCUGUGAGCAGGGUCAUAUGAACACAUACUGGUACGUUCCAAGUGGAAUCAAGUUUGUUACUAUCUCAGUGCACAGUGUGAGUGUGAUAUUUGAGUGUGAUAUUUAAGUGUGUGAGUGUGAUAUUUAAGUACAGGAACAUGUGGAAAUGUGUAUGAGUAUUUGGGGCACAAUAUCUGUGUAGAUAAAUACCUGUUGUGUUUAUGCACUUGAGUGGGGAUGGGAACUGAUAAUGCAUUCCCCUGGGGAGUAGGAUAGAUGCACAUUUAGGAUAGAUGCACCUCUAAGAAUAAAUCAACAAAUUCAUUCUCUCCUCCUUUCUUGUGACCACUCCAUGCCAAGGCAGUCAGGAUGGAUGGUGUAUAUUAAUAGUCAAUUAUCAUAUCAGUAGUAGCCAAUAUCAUAUCACUGUGAUGGCGAUGGAGUCGGACACCAUGCAAGCAAGACAGGGCAGCUACCACUGAUUGAGAAGUCUUGGGUCCUGCAAUACACCUUCAAGUUUAGGAGAGUGUUGUAAUUGGAGCCUGAAAAAAAAUACAAGCAGAGAGCCAGAGCAAGACAACCUUAAUUUAAGUAGCCUAACUGCAAAGUGUGAUUAUGGCUGUCCAGCAUGGAAAUCCUGCAGGAAGUGCAAAAGUUAAACAUACUAGCACAAUCAAAGACUUUUCAAGGUGCAUGUUCUUCCAUACCAUCACUGGUAUGAGGCUGGGUCCUCUUGCAGAGUGACCUUCUCCUGUUUGUUUGCUCAAACAGUCUUGAAAGUGGAUGUCUCUUAGAGAGGACUGGAAAGUAACUCUCCCUGCAUCUUUGUCUCUCUUGUUGUCUCUCCCUGAUUUUAUUCUGCGUGUAGUUCCUCGGCUCUAAUUUCAAGUAGAGAUACCAUCACUAAAGGCCUAGAAACCUAAUUGGCAAAUGUGGUUCCCUGCCUUUUUCCAGACAAUUUCAGUUCCUUGGCAAACAUACGGAAUAACGUAAGCCUUGCCUUACAAUCAGUCAUGGUUGCUGCUGUACGUGUUUCCUCAUAUGUUUAACACCCUCAUAUGUUUAAGUAUUUAAUCUGGGCUAUAGAAACAAUGCACUCAAUGCAAAUUCUCGCUGUAGGCCAGUUAUGUGUGAUUAUACCCAGAGAUAAGGAUGCAGACAUGAUGCACUGCUUUUGUAUUUCCUGUAGAGAUGCCUAAACUAUGUCUCGGCACGCCUGAUGUAACACAGACUGUUCUUCUUGCUUUGGAACUUAUACAUCAACUACCAUUAAAUGCCUCUGAGUGAUUAUAUCACGCUCCCACAAACCCGCCAAGGCAAGUGCCAUGUGCUUACAGUGGUGGAAGCAACCACUGUAUUGCUGGAAACAUAUCCCACGUCCCACAGCACUUCCCAAAGCACUGUCCUGGGCCUUGGCAAGCAAGUCUUAUGGUGACACGGCACCCCAGAAGGAACGGAGUCCGGCAAUGAGACUCGCUUCUGAAACAGCCUCAUAGAUGUAAUUGUAUUGUGCAUCACUUGUUUUGUAUAUUCUUUUAUCAUUAUUAUAAUGAUUUUCCCUUCGUUUUCUGUCCUAUUAAACAACCUUUGUCUAAACCCAUGGGUUUUAUCUUUUUUUUUUUCCAGUUCUCUCCCCUGUCCCACUGUGGGGGAUUGAGGGGGCGUCUGUGUGAUACUUGGCUGCCUGCUGGCUUAAACCACAACAGCUCACAACCUGCCUAUCUAACAAAGAGCUGAAGUCAAAUGCCCUUGGAAGCUCUUCACAACUGUUUCCCCACUCUUGAAUGUUAUUUUCAAGGUGGGGUCUAAGAAUUACACAAUUUAGAUCAGUUCAAUUCUCAGAAUUGAAGGAAACACUGAGAAACAUCCACCAUGUACGUGCCCCACCUGGAGGUGCUUAAGGCCAGGCUGGAUGGGGUCCUGGGCAGCCUGAGCUGGUGGGGAGCAACCAGCCCAUGGUAGAGGUUGGAGCCAUCCUCCAUGCUAAGUCAUUCUGUGAUUCUAUGAUAAGAUACUAUGUCCAUGUCUUUAUACUGGGAUUCAAGGUCAUCAGUGCAGACUGGAACAAAAAGCUGCAGCUUCUUCCCUGAUAGACAGGUUUAUGCUUUUUUCAGUACCUUUUUCCACACCCUUUUCUCUUUAUGAUUCACGUCACGUUCUUGAAAUGCCAUUCAGGCAUUUGCAGGAGGGGAACUGCAGUAGUAAUUUUUAUUAGAUGAAUUUUAUACCAAGUUCAGCAAUAAACUGUUUUGACUGUA